GUGAGACAAAGCACUACAAGCCCCAUGAGCCUUUGCGCGCCCCCACCCUUUCACGUCCUCUGCUAUUUUUGUGAAUGUUGCGGCUGAUAGAUCAGACGCCUGUAGGAAGCAGAGAGAAGACAUGGGAGACUUGGCUGACAGUGCAGACAGGAAGCAGCAGGGGGUGCUGGAUGCGCAGGAGUUCGACCGCCAGUUCGAGGAGAUCGUGAAGGAGCUGACUGAGCCCGACCUGAACCACCCGGAGAUCGGGGACGCCAUCCGCAGGCUGAGAGAGGUGCUGGAGUACAACGCCCCCGGGGGGAAGAGGAACCGCGGCCUAUCAGUCAUCGCCUCGUUCAGAGAGCUGUCCCGCCCCCAGACCCCCGACGCGGAGAGCGUGCAGCGCGCCCUGGUGGUGGGAUGGUGCAUUGAGCUGCUGCAGGCCUUCUUUCUGGUGGCCGAUGACAUCAUGGACGCCUCAGUGACCAGGAGGGGGCAGCCUUGCUGGUACAAGCGGGGUGGGGUAGGGCUGGAUGCCAUCAAUGACUCCUUCCUGUUAGAGGCCGUGAUCUACAGACUGCUGAAGAGAUACUGCAGAGCCCAGCCCUGCUACCUGAACCUCAUCGAGCUCUUUCUAGAGACCUCCUAUCAGACCGAGCUGGGCCAGGCGCUGGAUCUGAUGACCGCCCAGCCGGACCGGAUUGACCUGACCCGGUUCACUGAGGAGAGGUACAAAGCGAUUGUGAAGUACAAGACUGCUUUCUACUCCUUCUACCUUCCUGUUGCUGCUGCCAUGUAUCUGGCUGGUAUUGACUGUGAGGAGCAGCACAGCAAUGCCAAGGCAAUCCUGCUGGAGAUGGGAGAGUUCUUCCAGAUACAGGAUGAUUUCCUGGAUUGCUUCGGCGACCCCGCGGUGACGGGGAAGAUCGGGACGGACAUCGAGGACAACAAGUGCAGCUGGCUGGUGGUGGAGACGCUGAGGAGAGCAAGCCCGGAGCAGAGGAGGGUCCUGGAGGAGAGCUACGGACGUCAUGACUCGGAGAGCGUGUCUCGUGUGAAGUCUCUGUACUCAGAGCUGGGAAUGCCGGCGCUGUUCCAGGAACACGAGGAGAGCAGCUUCCAGCGGCUGCGCGGGCUGAUCGAGCGCCACGCCAACACCCUCCCCCACGCCGUCUUCCUGUCCUUCGCACACAAGAUCUACAAGAGGAACAAGUGAGGGACGGAACAGAAAAACAAUAUAUACUGUAUAUAUAUUUAUCAAAUUUGAAAACGGAAAACUGCUCUGUACCAAAAGAUGCAAAAUCAAAAAAGAAAAA
This is a messenger RNA of Acipenser ruthenus (sterlet), 1295 nucleotides long. Its product is annotated as farnesyl pyrophosphate synthase. NCBI's taxonomy places the organism in Eukaryota, Metazoa, Chordata, Actinopteri, Acipenseriformes, Acipenseridae. The transcript has 10 exons. Gene Ontology annotation, cellular component: cytoplasm. The coding region runs from base 122 to 1195 and encodes 357 amino acids. The record is from RefSeq and is a predicted model, not a curated record. Gene Ontology annotation, biological process: trans, trans-farnesyl diphosphate biosynthetic process. Gene Ontology annotation, molecular function: dimethylallyltranstransferase activity; (2E,6E)-farnesyl diphosphate synthase activity.